AUGACUAUCAACCUCGACGGCGUCGUCAACCCUCUCGACAAGAUCCGCCGGCCCAUGGCCGGCAUGGCGGCAACCGCGGCAUCGGCACCACCAUCCGUCCAGGCAGACCAUGUUUCUUGCCCUGGCUGCGGCAGGAUCAUCAGCGACACGGCAACGAUUUCCAAGAUUAUCACCAUGACCUCCGGCGACGUCUCCUCCCCUCUCGUCGUGCCGCCCGGCCCUCUCGCCGCGGCCGCAUUCGAGAGCGGCAUGAGCGCGGUUGACGAACUCAAGCUUCUCAAGACCCAGGUCCAGGACGUCGCGCGCGUGUGCAACGCCGUCGCGCGUGGCGAUCUCUCCCAGAAGAUUACGGUACCGGUACAGGGCGUCGUUAUGAUCCAACUCAAGGACGUUAUCAACGCGAUGGUGGACAAGCUCGGUCAAUUUGCGAAGGAGGUCACUCGUGUAUCCCAGGAAGUCGGCACGGAAGGCAAAUUGGGUGGUCAGGCGCUGGUUUUGGAUGUUGAAGGCACUUGGCGCGAACUCACAGGCGUCGUCAACAAGCUCGCGGCGAACUUGACGAAUCAGGUACGGUCUAUCGCAAAGGUCACCAAGGCUGUCGCGCUCGGAGAUUUGUCCAAACAAAUCGAAGUCGACGCUCGCGGAGAGAUACUCGAACUCAAGAACACGGUCAACGGCAUGGUCGUCCGGCUACGGGCAUUAGCGGCAGAAGUCACAAGAGUAACAUUGGAAGUAGGGUCUAAAGGUCAAUUGGGAGGUCAAGCAGUCGUCGCGGAUGUCGAAGGUGUAUGGUUAGAAUUGACACGAAACGUCAAUCGAAUGUGCGGGAGCUUGACGGACCAAGUGCGCUCUAUCGCGAAGGUUACCACCGCUGUCGCCCGCGGAGACUUGACGCAGAAGAUCGACAUCGAGGUCGAGGGUGAGAUGCUCACCUUGAAGCGCACGGUCAACUCCAUGGUGGACCAAUUGAGCGCGUUCGCAUCGGAGGUCACUCGUGUCGCGUUGGAGGUCGGAACUCAGGGUAUCUUGGGAGGUCAGGCGCGCGUCGAGGGUGUGCAGGGCACUUGGGCGGAUUUGACCAGGAACGUCAACAAAAUGGCCUCGAAUUUGACGGAUCAAGUGCGCUCAAUCUCUGAAGUCACCAAGGCCGUCGCAAACGGAGACCUUAGCCGGAACGUCGACGUCGAUGUUCAGGGCGAGAUGCUCGACCUCAAGACGACUGUCAACCAGAUGGUCGCUCGUCUAUCUACGUUGGCAAGCGAAGUCACCCGUGUGUCAUUGGAAGUCGGAACUGAGGGUAUCAUGGGAGGUCAAGCGUCCGUGCCUGACGUCCAGGGCGUCUGGAAGGGUUUGACGGACAACGUGAACUUGAUGGCCAUGAACUUGACGAACCAAGUGCGUUCUAUCGCGGAGGUCACCAAGGCCGUCGCUGGCGGCGACUUGACGAAGCGCAUCACCGUUGACGUCCGCGGAGAGAUGCUCGACUUGAAGGAGACGGUCAACGGUAUGACGGAGAGUUUGAGCCUGUUCGCGGACGAGGUCACCCGUGUCGCAAAGGAAGUCGGAACGGAGGGUCUUUUGGGCGGCCAAGCCAAGGUCACGAACGUCGGCGGUACAUGGAAGGAACUCACGGACAACGUCAACGUUAUGGCAGCGAACUUGACGAUUCAAGUGCGGACGAUCGCCCUUGCUACGCGCGCGGUCGCGAGGGGCGACUUGACGCAGAAGGUCACCGGUGUCGCCGUCUCUGGAGAGAUACUCGAUCUGGUCAACACUAUCAACAGCAUGAUUGACCAGUUGGCCAUCUUCGCGGCCGAGGUCAAGAAAGUCGCUCGUGAGGUCGGAACGGAAGGAAAGCUUGGCGGUCAAGCGGAGGUCGGCAACGUCGAAGGUAUCUGGCAAGAAAUUACGAUGUCCGUGAACACGAUGGCAAACAACUUGACGACGCAAGUCAGAGGUUUCGCACAGAUCUCGGCCGCGGCCAUGGACGGCGACUUCAGUCGGUUCAUCACCGUCGAGGCCAGCGGAGAGAUGGACUCGUUGAAAACGCAGAUCAACCAGAUGGUGUCUAACUUGCGCGACAGUAUCCAGAAGAACACGGCAGCGCGUGAGGCGGCCGAGUUGGCGAACAGGUCCAAGUCUGAGUUCUUGGCGAACAUGUCACAUGAGAUUCGAACGCCUAUGAACGGUAUCAUCGGAAUGACGGAACUGACCCUGGACAGCGACCUCAACCGGUCACAACGCGAGAACCUUCUCUUGGUCCACAGCUUGGCCCGCAGUUUACUUUUGAUCAUCGAUGAUAUCUUGGAUAUCUCGAAGAUCGAGGCUGGUCGCAUGACCAUGGAGCAAGUUUCGUACUCCAUUCGGCAGACCGUCUUCGGCAUCCUCAAGACCCUCGUCGUGCGCGCAUCCCAGAACCAGCUCGACCUCACCUAUGACGUCGACCCAGACAUCCCCGACCAGCUCAUCGGUGACUCCCUCCGUCUUCGCCAGGUCAUCACCAACUUGGUCGGCAACGCUAUCAAGUUCACCCCUAGCAAGAUCACGCGCAAGGGCCACGUGGCGCUUAGCUGCAGGCUGCUUGGGAAGGACGACCAGCACGUCACCCUGGAAUUUUGCGUGUCCGACACCGGUAUUGGUAUUGCGAAGGACAAGCUGACAAUGAUCUUCGAUACCUUCUGCCAGGCAGACGGUUCCACGACUCGAGAAUACGGCGGCACCGGUCUCGGCUUAUCCAUCUCCAAGCGACUUGUCACUCUCAUGACCGGCAACAUGUGGGUCGAGUCCGAGGUCGCACUCGGCUCGAAGUUCUACUUCACGAUCACCUCCCAACUCUCGCCACUCUCGAUGGACGCGACGCUGUCGAAGAUGCAGCCUUUCCAGAAGCGGAGCAUCCUCUUCGUGGACACCAUGUUCGACCAAACCGGCGUCGUCCAGCGCGUGCUCGACCUCGGUCUCCGGCCAUACGUCGUCCACUCUGUCGUCGAGGUCGCGGACAAGACGACGUGCCCGCACAUCGAUACCAUCGUCGUCGACUCGCUGCAUGUGACCGAGAGUCUCCGUGAGCACGAGCACCUGCGCUAUAUACCCAUCGUGCUGCUCUCGCCCGAACUGAGCCCGCGUCUGAACCUGAAGUGGUGCCUGGACAACGGCAUUUCCUCGCAGAUCACGACCCCAGUGUCCGAGCAGGACCUUGCGUCUGCGCUCAUCUCCGCGCUGGAGUCGAACACCGUGACGCCUGUGGUACCCGAGAACGACGUGCCGUACGACAUCCUCAUCGCGGAGGACAACCUCGUGAACCAGAAGCUGGCGGUCAAGAUCCUCGAGAAGUACGGCCACCCGGUCGAGAUCGCGGAGAACGGGCAGCUCGCGGUCGACGCCUUCAAGGCCCGCGUGCAGCGCAACCGGCCGUUCGACAUCAUCCUCAUGGACGUGUCUAUGCCGUUCAUGGGUGGUAUGGAGGCCACGGAGCUUAUCCGCACGUACGAGCAGACACACGGCCUCGAGCCAACGCCCAUCAUCGCGCUCACUGCGCAUGCAAUGAUCGGCGAUCGCGAGAGGUGUCUGCAGGCGGGUAUGGACGACCACAUCACCAAGCCAUUGCGUCGCAGCGAUCUCAUGAACUCCAUCAACAAGCUCGCUGGGGAGAGGAAGCUGGCGCUCGCGCGAAACCGCAUUCACCAUCGAUCGUCGAUCCCCAUGCAGGUCUUGCUGCGCGAGUUCCGGUGA
Molecule: messenger RNA, 3729 nt
Organism: Epithele typhae
Lineage: Eukaryota; Fungi; Basidiomycota; Agaricomycetes; Polyporales; Epitheliaceae
Product: histidine kinase
Exons: 16
Coding region: 1-3729 (1242 amino acids)
Biological process (GO): phosphorylation; cellular hyperosmotic response; phosphorelay signal transduction system
Cellular component (GO): membrane
Molecular function (GO): phosphorelay sensor kinase activity
Source: RefSeq, a predicted model, not a curated record